This is a messenger RNA of Marmota monax (woodchuck), 5952 nucleotides long. It is a transcript of the gene Fermt1, whose product is annotated as FERM domain containing kindlin 1. The record is from RefSeq and is a predicted model, not a curated record. Gene Ontology annotation, biological process: integrin-mediated signaling pathway; cell-matrix adhesion. Lineage: Eukaryota; Metazoa; Chordata; Mammalia; Rodentia; Sciuridae. Gene Ontology annotation, molecular function: integrin binding. The transcript has 15 exons. Bases 432 to 2459 code for a protein of 675 amino acids. Gene Ontology annotation, cellular component: focal adhesion.
CUUUUGCUCUUUCAAAAAAAAAAAAAAAAUCCGUAGACUGUGCCUGCUCUCCUGGACCGCAAGACGAGGCAAGCCCGGGACUGGGCGUGCUCUCGCCUGCCCCGCUGCGCUGGCCUUGGCGGUGUAGCUGGGGGCCGCGUACCAAGAAGGUGCACCUGGUGCGCGGUGCUGGGCUGCCUGCAGACGCCGAGCCUCUGCGGGAGGUCCCGGAGCAGCUUCGCCAGCGCACCAAGCCACCUGCCCCUGCCUGCCAUAACCGAGCCGAACUGCCGCUGCGACUGCUUGUCCCCGCAAGUUCCACCUCGCCAGCGCCGCCCCCGGCCCCGCCUGGGGUGGUAUCUGCCCGGGUCUCUAGGGGUGCACCUUUUCACGUGUCGAUCUGCAAGACUGGACGCAACAGGCAGGAAAAGAAGACACCUGCCUGUGCCACUAUGAUCUCAUCCAGUGACUUUGCAUCUGCAUCCUGGGAGCUCAUGGUCCAAGUUCACAAUCCAAAUGAAAAGGAGCCAAGAGACAUCACACUGAGAGUGUCCGGAGACCUGCAUGUCGGGGGUGUGAUGCUCAAGUUGGUAGAAAAGAUCAACAUAGCUCAAGACUGGUCAGAUUUUGCUCUUUGGUGGGAACAGAAACAUUGUUGGCUUCUGAAAACCCACUGGACCCUGGACAAAUGUGGGGUUCAGGCAGAUGCCAAGCUUCUCUUCACCCCUCAGCACAAAAUGCUGCGCCUUCGGCUGCCUAACAUGAAGACGGUGAGGUUGCGAGUCAGCUUCUCGGCUGUGGUGUUUAAGGCUGUCAGUGACAUCUGCAAAAGCCUGAAUAUUAGAAGAUCAGAAGAACUUUCCUUGUUAAAGCCUUCUGGUGACUUUUUUAAGAAAAAGAAAAAGAAAGAUAAAAAUAAUAAGGAGCCCAUAAUUGAAGAUAUUCUCAACCUGGAGAGUUCUCCAACAGGGUCACCAGGAAGUCCUGGCUUAUACAGUAAGACCAUGACUCCUACCUAUGACCCCGUCAAUGGAACUCCGGCAUCCUCCACCAUAACUUGGUUCACUGACAGCCCUUUAACAGAACAAAACUGCAACAUCCUCGCAUUCAGCCAGCCACCCCCGUCACCAGAGGCACUUGCUGUUAUGUACCAGCCUCGGUCUCUGAUUGAUAAAGCCAAGCUUAACGCAGGUUGGCUAGAUUCUUCACGCUCCCUUAUGGAACAAGGAAUCCAAGAGGAUGAGCAACUGCAGUUACGAUUUAAAUACUACACUUUCUUUGAUUUAAAUCCUAAAUAUGAUGCUGUCCGAAUAAACCAACUCUAUGAACAAGCCAGGUGGGCUAUUCUCUUAGAAGAAAUUGACUGCACAGAAGAAGAAAUGCUGAUCUUUGCAGCACUACAGUAUCACAUCAGCAAAUUGUCGAUGUCGGCUGAGGUACAGGAUUUUACAAAUGAGUCUGAGGUUGACGAAGUGGAAGCUGCCCUUUCUAAUUUGGAAGUGACCCUAGAAGGUGGAAAAGCAGACAGCACUUUGGAGGACAUUACUGACAUCCCCAAGCUUGCAGACAAUCUCAAAUUGUUUAGGCCAAAGAAGCUAUUAUUAAAAGCUUUCAAACAAUAUUGGUUCGUCUUUAAAGACACAUCUAUAACCUACUUUAAAAAUGAGGAACUUGAACAAGGAGAACCCAUAGAAAAACUCAAUCUUAGAGGCUGUGAAGUUGCGCCAGACGUGAAUGUAGCAGGCAGAAAAUUUGGAAUCAAGCUACUAAUCCCAGUUGCUGAUGGUAUGAACGAAGUGUAUUUGAGAUGUGACCACGAGAAUCAAUAUGCCCAAUGGAUGGCUGCCUGCAUCUUGGCAUCAAAGGGCAAAACCAUGGCAGACAGCUCGUACCAGCCAGAGGUCCUCAACAUCCUUUCGUUUCUGAGGAUGAAAAACCGGAAAUCCUCAAUUCAGUUGACUUCCAGUCUCGAAAGCAUGGACAUGAACCCAGAAUGUUUUGUGUCACCUCGGUGUGCAAAAAAAUACAAAUCUAAGCAGCUGGCUGCGCGGAUCAUGGAAGCCCAUCAGAACGUGGCCACGAUGCCCCUGGUUGAAGCCAAGCUGCGGUUCAUCCAGGCAUGGCAGUCCCUACCUGAGUUCGGCCUCACCUACUACCUUGUCAGAUUUAAAGGAAGCAAGAAAGAUGACAUUCUGGGAGUUUCCUAUAAUAGGUUGAUUAGAAUUGAUGCAACCACUGGGAUCCCUAUUACGACAUGGAGAUUCACCAACAUAAAACAGUGGAAUGUCAACUGGGAAAUCCGGCAGGUGAUGAUUGAGUUUGACCAAAACUUCCAAGUUGCAUUUACGUGCCUGAGUGCGGAUUGCAAGAUUGUGCAUGAGUACAUCGGUGGCUACAUUUUCUUGUCCACUCGCUCCAAGGACCAGAAUGAAACGCUCGAUGAAGACCUCUUUCACAAGUUGACAGGUGGUCAGGACUGAAGUGAAGCAGACCCUGCUGGGCCUACACAGACAGGUCGGGUCCUUCCUGCACCAGUGGGAUCUGUGGCUUGUCCAGAGUGUAGAUUCUAGGCUAACAGACAACAUACCUUCACCGUCAAACACCCAGAUCCUCACCUCAAUUUCAACAUGCUGCCAGCAUGUCUCUUUCCUUAUGGUACCCUCUGCUACCAGCUGUAGAAGGGCCUUUCCUAUUUCAUGGGUGGGUGAGGGACAGGGUGCUACUCUUAGACUGCUCUGAGGCCCAGCCAGCAUGUGGCUAUGGUUCUGUGACUUACACACAUGCCAUGUGAUAACUCCACGUUGGUCUUAUGUUUAUCUGCCUCUUUGCUAAGUCAGCAAAAAGGGUAAAAAUCAUGUGUAAUAUGAUUCCUAUUCCAUAGACUCAGGUAUGAAAGGAAAUAGGUCUUUCCUUAAUGAAAUUAAUUUUAACUGGCAUCUUGUCAAAAUGGGCUAGGGAAAACACACACACACACACACACACACACACACACAUUUUCCUUGGAGGUCAAAAAGUCAAGGGAGGAGGGGCAGAAUUACCUAGUGGUACUGGUUGACAAGUGGGGCUCAGCGCAAUAGCCCUCAGUGUCAUACAUCUACAGUGACAUCUGUCAAAGUAACCACUGACCCAUCUGAUAUUAAUCCUUGGUCAAAAAUCCCAUUUCAUUCCUAGAGGUCCCUUAGAUACAUUAAAGUCCUUCUUGAAGACAUGAAUGACAGAAGGAGAUUGAUGUCGCAGCUCCUUUUACUGUGGAUUAGGCUUAGGAAGAACCAUAAGUUCUGUUCAUAAAAACCAUGUCCUGACAGCGAGAUCCCAAUGGGACUUCAUCCCAGAUGGUCAGAAAGAGAAGGACAAACUUGUUCUCAAAGACCACCAAGUUCAAGGUGUGGAUGAAUGGUGAGCCUCGGAGCUGUUGGCUGGACUGGACGGAAGGGAAGGGCUGUUCUUCCCGUUCCUCAGCGAGCUCCUGGAUUUUGUGUCUAUGUUUAUAGGAUUUCUGGCCUUUUAUUUGGUCAAUCACAAGCCUACAAUAGACUCCCUUUUUUCUCUCUCUGCUUUGUAGUGUGACAUCCCUGCCUUGAGACUUGACCAUGAGCCAAUUAAUAGCUGCCUGCCUGAAUUUGUAUCUUCUGUUUUGGUUUAUUAAGGGUGGGUGGAUUCUGAGAAAGUGAAAAACAAGACCACAGGUAAAGGGAAAUAUCAGUUACUGUUUUAUUCUGUUUUUAUAAAAUGUUCUCCCACUACACAAAGAAUGUGAGUUGGAAGAAUAAGACAACUGCUCAGGUUCCAUCUUGCUCUUCUUUUGGGAUGCACCCUCAGGGGUCUUGGCCAGAGCCCAGAUGCCCACGAGCUUCAGCUGUUGCUGUAUUUUCCAACAAAGUCAUCUGAGAAGGAAGAGCUCAGCAAUUCUGGGAGCCACACAGAGAUGGCCUUGGCGAGGGACACCGUGGCCCUGAGCCAGAAGCUGCCUUCCUGAAAUUCCUGUUGGCCUCUCCCUGGAGGUGUAGGCACAUAAAACCUCCCAGGCACCUGCUGAAUAUCUGAGGACUAGCUUAAAACCCAGAAGUGCUCUGUGACCACGAUUAAUGACUUACUUUGGAAUGCUUUAUGUAGAAAUGAGUGCAAGGUGUCCUGUGUUGAACUUGAUGUCUGCCCUUUCGAGUCCUGGCUCUGCUGUUUCAGAAGUGAGACAGGUCUGAGAUUAGGGUGGAAUUUACAUUAAAAUACUGUUCCUUGAUUUCCCUUUACCUGUUUGCUGUCAAGGAAAGCUCGGCCACAUUACCAAACCUUCAGGACAAUCUUCUUCCCUAGCAUACCACAGUUGCUGUUCUCACCAUGAAAACACUCAAAGGAAUUGACUGGGUUUGACACAAUUUCUGUUACAGUUUGGAGGGACGCAUUUCUUCUGUAUUACACAGCAGCAUUCCAAAGGAACAGACAAGUAUAACAAGAAACACUUAAAUGAUGUUGUUCCAAUGAGCAAACUAAGGACUGAUUUUAUUGUUUUGUUUUUAAUAUUGGGUCUAAAAGGUCAUCUGAUGCCGGGUGCAGUGGCACAGGCCUAUAAUCCCAGUGGCUUGGGAGACUGAGACAAGAGAAUCGCAAAUUCAAAGCCAGUCUCAGCAACUGCAAGGCCCUAAGCAACUCAGUGAGAACCUGUCUCUAAAUAAAAUACAAAAUAGGGCUGGGGAUGUGGCUCAGUGGUCGAGUGCCCCUCAGUUCAAUCCCCAGUACCAAAAAAAAAAAAAAGUCAUCUGACUUUCCAUGAACAACAUUUAAUGUGUGUCUUUCAAUACCAUUUCUGUGAUACUAUCCUAAAUGCGGGUUAUUUUUUAUUAUUUUAUAUGACUUUUUAAAGUAAAUGUUUGCAUUGAUUUGAAUACAGUCCAGUUAUGUCCAAUCUAGUUAAGUGUCUCUUAGAAGGCGAAUGUUUUCUCUGUUAUAAAAGAGGAAUGCAACUUUCAGAGCCAACCUGCGCCUCUCCUCACCAUCCUGAUUCCAGCUCAUUCUCCGGGCGUGGGGGGGGGGGGCGCGUAGGGGGCAGACAAUCACAUGGGUCCUCAAAAGUUAAUUUGAAACCCGCUGUGUAACUGCUGCCCUCCAUUCUUUUCUCCCUGACUCCGUCACCAGAUUUCCUGUUUUUUCUCCUGCCUUACCAUGGGCUCUCUUGUCUCUCUGUCCCUCUCUAGGUCUGCCUCUUUAAAAAUAAAUAAAUAACCUCCAGAAAGCAAAAAAAAAUAAAUACCCAGGAGGAGAAAGGAAGAGCCAAAGGUCUCCAAUUCUGCUGUGGAAUAUUGAGGGUACUUCUUCCUCUUAGUAAUAGGAGGUUUGCUAAUGGGUAAAUAGUCUGCACCUCUUUGUGCAGUUCUCACAUUGGCCCAGCUCAGUUUUCUCAUUUACAAAGGAGAAUCCAGUCUCAGAAAGUGACAAAGCUUGCCCAGGGUCACUCAGCCAAUGAACAAUGGAACCAGGAUCCAAAGCCAGAUUGUGUCUUAUCCCAGCAAACCCUCCCCUUCUGCCUUCAGCCCUGCUCAGCCUUGAAACACUCCCUUCCUAUCACUCCAUCCCCAGUUCAGGGGCUCAGUGUUCCCACCUCAGGGUCACAGUGGUGGAAAAAAGCCAGGGUACAAGGGAAAACAGCUGGCCACGGUUAAUUGGGGGAGGUGGAGGCAGACCAGAAAGGUCUGAUAGGCAGAAAAAUGGGGUACGGAGAGAGUACUUUAUGUUUUUUUGAUUCUGGGCAAGUUUCAUGUUCAGUCCCAAGGCCCAAAAAGUAAAGAAAGGAAGAGUCUUUUCAUUGGAAAAGUCAUCUUUAAAUCAGCGGCACUAGAGGUCAAAGCAUUGUGUUUUCUGAAAUUAUGUAAAAAUUGUUUUUAAUUCACUAGAAAGAUUUCCUUUUCACUUUUAUAUUUGAUAUUUCUGUAUUCAUUUUCAUUGUUUUCCCACAUAAAUGUGACUUUUCUGACUCCUCCC